Myxocyprinus asiaticus (Chinese sucker) is the source of this 4548-nucleotide messenger RNA. Its product is annotated as protein unc-119 homolog B-like. The transcript is spliced from 6 exons. The record is from RefSeq and is a predicted model, not a curated record. Lineage: Eukaryota; Metazoa; Chordata; Actinopteri; Cypriniformes; Catostomidae. Gene Ontology annotation, molecular function: lipid binding. Bases 72 to 707 code for a protein of 211 amino acids. Gene Ontology annotation, biological process: nervous system development; lipoprotein transport; cilium assembly. Gene Ontology annotation, cellular component: cilium.
CAUUACGCCAUCUUGCACUCUGCGAUACGCAGUUUGCACUUCUCUGUUACAACAAGUGAAAUCUGGGAGAGAUGAGCAGUCAGAACUCCCGCAACGAAACGGCGACCGCCGCCGUCAACGGCUCCGAUUCUACCGCUGCAGUUUCCCGAGAACGGAAAACCGGAGGCGGUGUUCUGAAAAGGCUGAAAUCGCGACGAAAUCAAGGGGACCGACGGCCUGUAACGGAGGACGAGCUGCGGGCGCUGGGAAGAGACGUCACUCCGGGUGAAGUUUUGGGACUCCGGGCGGUCACUCGCGACUAUUUGUGUAAACCAGAGGACAACAUCUACAACAUUGACUUCACACGUUUCAAGAUCAGAGACCUGGAGACGGGCACAGUGCUUUUUGAGAUUGCCAAACCGCCACAAUGUGAUAUUGACGAGGACGAUGAGGAAAAUGUUGACACAAAUGCUGGGCGUUUUGUCCGUUACCAGUUCACGCCAGCAUUCCUUAAGUUACGCACAGUAGGAGCCACUGUGGAGUUUACAGUUGGCGAUCGGCCUGUAAACAACUUCAGAAUGAUUGAGAGACACUAUUUUCAAGACCGCCUUUUGAAGAACUUCGACUUUGACUUUGGCUUCUGUAUCCCGAACAGUCGGAACUCGUGCGAGCAUAUCUACGAGUUCCCUCAACUCCCAGAUGACCUCAACCUCAGGUGCUCGGAUUGAGAAGCCAGCAUUACAUGUCUGUGCCAAUUCGAUUGAUGAUUGAGCACCCAUACGAGACCAGAUCAGACAGCUUCUACUUUGUGGACAACAAACUCAUCAUGCACAACAAGGCAGACUACGCUUACAACGGAGGCCAGUAGUGCUGUGCCACCAAGAAAUCUGAGGAUUGUUUGUUGGAGUGACCGUGUGGUUUUGCUUGGAUUUGUUUGUGUGGAAUGUGAAUACGGGACCACCCCUGCUACCAGCAACACACAGUGUUGUCACCAGCAUUAUGAUCUGGCACCAUCAACCCACCUAACUGGAAAUUACCAUCCCUCCAUGAAGAUCCUGCGUUCCUUAGUCUGCAUGAACUACUUGUGCGUUUGGCCAAAAGUUCCGCCGUUCUCGUCCGUUAUACUCAACCAGCUGGAACUGAGGAAUUGCCUCGUCAUCCAUUUUUUAGGGUGAUAACAAAAUAGGAGAUUUUAACUUGACUUGUAGGUUUUUUAAGUGUGUGUUUUUUAACCUACCUACCUACUGUACCUUUUGUCUUGAUUUUGUGAGAUUUUAUCUUCUCUGUAAAGAUAUAACCCACCUGAAUCUUGAAUAUCUGAGUGAGGACUUUCUAAAAUGCAGAAACAAAUCGUUUCAUUCCAAAAUGUUCUAAAAUGAAGCGAUCCUACCCGUUAUAUCUUUAUAUAAACACAGCCCCACUGUGUGUGAAGUUUGAAAGGAACGUUCUGGGUUCAGUACAAUUUUUAGCGUAAUGUUGCUUACCUCAAAAAAAAAUUUCACUCGUCCCUCGUUUAUUACACACAACAAUAAUAAUUGCGGGUACAGUAAGUCGCUUACAAUGUAAGUGAAUGGGGCCAGUCUAUAAACAUUAAAACACACACUGUUUCAAAAGUAUAGCCACAAGACAUAAAGAUCAUACAUGUUAACAUGAUUUUUAGUGUGAAAAAAAUAUUUUCUACAUGAUUUUAUUAUGAUAAAAAUCACUAAAUGUCUAUCUAUGCUAUGCCGCCAUGGCGACAAAGUUAUUAUUGGAGAUGUUUAUACAGAUAAGCUUAGUAAGCAAUUUUCUCGCACUAAAGUCAUGUUAAUACAUAUAUUGUUUACGACUUGUGGCUAUACUUUUAAAACAAUUUCUAUUUUAAUGUUUAUGGGUUGGCCCCAUUCACUUCCAUUGUAAGUGCCUCACUGUUACCGUGACUUUUGCCUUGUUUUUAAAUAACCAAGGGACAAUUCGAAAUAAUGUUUUGUCGUAAUCAGCAUUAUGCCACAACUGCUGUUGAUCGAGCUUAACUUGAAUUUUACCCAGAAGGCCAGGACGUUCCUUUAACCAGAAAGAAGGUGCAUGCACAGUUUUGCCAUUGUCCUAGUUGAUUAUUAAACACAUUAACAUGAACCACAUUAUUGGGGUAUAACUACAUAGAUGAAAUAAUUCUGUUUAUCAGUGCCAACAAAAUUGGAAGUGCUUAUAGUGCGUUCCCAGGCAUGUGAUCAGGGUUAGUUUGUCUGGUCAAAGAGGAUUUGAACUUGGUCAAAUCAAUGAUUCUGUUUUUCAGCUAUAAUAUAAACCAUAAACUGUUAUAGGUGGGGACUGUUUCUGACAGAAAAGUGAUUGGGAGCUUAAUCCAGGUAGAGGUGGUUGAGGAGAGUCCCCUAUUCACUAUGUAAAGUGCUUUGAGUGUAGUGUCAGAAAAGCGCUAUAUAAGUGUAACAUUCAUUCAUUCAUUCAGAUGGAUUUUGCUUUCGGUCUUUUAGAAAGGAUCAGGAAUUGAUAUUUGCUCAUACUGUUGGGUUACCCACAUAUGGCAUGUGUCUGUGUCAUGUAUGAGGGCUUUUAAUGUCACACUAAGAUGUCUUACUACUGUGCACUCACACACACACACACACACACACACACACACACACACAAAACAUUAUUCACUAGUGUCAUCUUCGUGCCUCUCACAGAGCGGGAUGGGAGCAACAUGGUGUCCUCGUGCACCUUUUAAGCUAUUUAGCUUCUCUAUCAUAGCUUUGAUGUUUACCUUUUGAUCUUAUUCAACCCAAUGUUAAAUGGUGGCUGUGAUUUGCAAUGUGCUAGAUGAAUAUGUCAGAAACAUCUUGUUGUCAGGUGAUGCGACUGGAUGAGACAGACAUAUACAAAGCAACGGGGAACCCAUCAGUGAGAGUACCCUAAUUUUAUGAACCCCUGGCCUUAUGUUAAAUAUUCAUUUAUUAGAUCAUAAUCAGAUCAAAUCAUUGACAUUUUAUGUUUUGUCAUUUAAAUGGCUUUAAUCCUUUUAGAAACAUGUUCUCAACUUUCAAUCCAUUUACAGACCAGUUCUCAACUGGUAGGUGACUUGCUUACGUUCUUAAGUGUCCUUAAUAAAGAGAGGGUGUAAUAUAGUAAUAUGGACAAACAGUUUAUUAAGUAUUUGUGGUUGCAUUUCUGUCUAAUGCCUUCGAUGUAAAAGCACUGGGUUCUUCAAUAAGUCCAUAAACCAUCUGUUUAUUGCCAUAUUGACUUGUUCGAACAUCAAAGGAGUAAUUUGCUAAACAGCUCUUAGUCCAUACAUUACAACAAACCACACACAAAAAAUCUUAAAAGUCACGUUUAAUCCAUCAGCUUGGCUUUGGCGCAUAUUUCUUCAACUAAUUCUUAAUUUCCUCCUUUUUGGUCUGAAUUAUGUUUUAUCCCCAGUCUAAAUGAGAGGUAAUAAAGCUUUGUAAUUGUUCUAUAAAACAACGUGGUGACCAGACUUUAGCCUGCUAUUAUGGCAAAGGCCUAUAAACACAUUGUGUUUUUUUUACUAUGAGCUGUUGCUUUAUUCCUAAAGCUGUUCAUGCUUCAAAUUGUCAUUUGUUGUGGACUGUAUAAACUGGAAUACAUUUGUCUUUUUUUUCCUUUUUAUUUAGCUGUUCAGCAUGUUUCGGUUUUAAAGGAAGCCUGUAUCAGGAUUGUUAAAUAUGAAAGAUGAUCUCACAAUUUAGCCUUCUUUAACACAAGAGCACUGAAAAGUAACAGUAAAGAUUUAUACAUUUGAGUUUAUACAUUAGAAACAUCAGGGCGCAUUAUGAUGAAUAGUAGAAACAUUAAAUCAUAAGGAAAUGUUUUCAUUAAUGGUAAGGAAGAAACAUAGGUGAUGUUGAAGGCUUUGAGAUGACAAAUACAUCCUCAAGAGCAUUUGCAUGCACAUUUUGUGUUGUUAUACCAGCUGCAUAAUAAUGAUGUUACCCUGGUGGUUUAAGAUCUAAGUUUAAUGUCAUGGUUGCCGAAGUAAUCUUAAUUAAGUCCAUGUCUGUAUAAUGUUGGGGAAGAUGAGGGAAGACGCCCCCACCUUAACAUUUUCUCUUGACCAUAGAUGGCACUAAAUCUCAUCUCAACAACUUUAUUGAAUGUCUGUGCUCCUCUUAAUCUUGAUAUUUCAUCUGAAUAUUAACAUUUGUGAGAUUUAUUGUAUCCAAACAGUUUUGAGGUUAAAUGAGUGGGAUAAGAUGGCCCCUUUUCAUAAUUUUUUAUUUUGUGCUAUGACAAAAAAAAAAAAAAAAAAAGCAAAUGUCUCUAUUUAUUACCCUUGAUGUUAUAUAGGAUGAUGCAUCAUCAUCAUCAUCCUGUAUAUGCUAAAAGUUUAUCUAUAUAUGUUACAAUUUAAAAGUCAAUUAACUUUGUUCUUAAAGGGGGCGUUACCCCAUCUUACCCUACCAGUUGUCAGUAACAACAAUAAUUGCAAAUCGCCAGGCUCAACAGGUGCACUCUUACUCUCUUCUCAGAAUUGUAGGAAAAUUGUAUUAUUCUGUGUCAAAUAGGAAUUCUGUCCGAGUGGCAGGGGUGGGAUUUUGUUCAGAGACAAAUAAAACGUUUUACAGACGG